UUACGGUCCAACGAUAGAUAUGACAGUAACUGCCGACACACAAGAAAGUGCUGAGAUAAAAAAUUCCAAUGGAAACCGUCCCAAAAACGCUCUCAGCAGAUCCGCUUCUAUGCAGGGCCAAUGGGGUCCCGAGCGUAUCGUCUGCGUACCCCGUGAAUUCGGUCAGGAAGGUCUGGGAAUUAGCAUAGUAGGCGGAAAGGCUGAUUUGACAGAUGAGGAAGGAAAACGGGACAUUGUUGGAAUCUUCGUCAAAAACGUAUCACCGAAAAGCCCUGCGGAGAAAACGGGCGGAUUUCAGACAGGAGACCGUAUUUUGGAAGUCGAUGGAGUAGAUUUACGAAAUGCUAGUCAUGAAAAAGCAGUGGAAGUUAUAAGAGGCGCUGAAAGUCCUGUUAAAUUUGUUGUGCAGUCGCUUCUUAAUAUGACACCAUCGCCGAGUACUGAUUUGCUGCAACCUGAGGGAGCAAAAUUAAUUCCUCAAUCGCCGUUUAGAACUGGGUCUGCAACACCUACUGAUUUUAACGAACCCAAAGAAGCCGGAAAAGUAUCGAGAUCGCCUUCAAUUUCAAUACCUGUGAUAAGAGAACCAUCUCUUGAAGAAGAUUCUUCAACUUUAGUUGAAGAUAAGAUUGAAAGAGAUAAUGAAAGUAUUAAGUCUGCCGAAAAAAAAUUUCUGGAGGUGUCUGGUGUUUCGCGAACAUCUUCGGAGAGAUCCUCUCGCCAGGACUCCGAGGAUACGCUGACGGACGAAGAGGGCGAUGAUAUUGAUGAGACUAUGUUAAGCGGCCGAACAUGCAGUGCUGCUGGAAAUGAGAUCGAUCGGGCGAGCGCGGCCAACGUGAAGCGAACAAAAGAGGAAAUUGAAGCCGACCAAGAAAAGGAAGACGAAUUCGGAUAUACAACAA
Molecule: messenger RNA, 905 nt
Organism: Ctenocephalides felis (cat flea)
Lineage: Eukaryota; Metazoa; Arthropoda; Insecta; Siphonaptera; Pulicidae
Product: inactivation-no-after-potential D protein-like
Exons: 7
Molecular function (GO): protein binding
Source: RefSeq, a predicted model, not a curated record